CUUCAACCAUCGCCCUCAGAAGCUAAAGAAUGGGUAGAAUACAUCAGUCCUGAGGGCCAGCUCUACAACUACAACAUUUAUACACACAGGUUGGCACCCAAUAAUAGGCAGAGGGUGUUAGUAAACUUGGAAGUGGCAGUUGAAGUAAAGAAACCAGAGCAGAAACCAGCUAAGGCAAGGCCUGUUUCCAGUACUCCAAUAGCUGGCACAGUUUGGUGUGUGGUUCGGACUAGCGAAGGGAAAUGUUUCUUUUACAAUCCAACUAAACGCCAGUCAGUGUGGAAAAUGCCUGAAGAACUUAAAAACAGACCGGAUGUUGAAAAGCUGUUGUCAGCUAAACCAGAUGUGACAACUGAGAAAAAGAAAGAAAAGGACGUGCAUGAAGGACCACCACCAAAGAAAAUGAAGUCAGAUGAUGAGGUAAAAGAAGUAAAACAAGCAAACACAAAGGAAGUGGCCCAAACAAUUGUUUUUGGGAAAGAGGCUGCCAUUGCAGCAGAAAUUCAGGCGGCUCAGCAUAGGUCUGUUGUUUCAAUAGAAGUCAGGAUUAAGCAGUUCAAAGAGCUGCUGGCUGAAAAGGAUGUUUCUGCACAUUCCACAUGGAAGAAGGAGUUGCAUAAGAUUGUCUUUGACAAGCGCUAUUUGCUUCUAACUUCUCGAGAACGCAAACAGGUGUUUGAGGAGUAUUUGAAGGAGAAAGCUGAAGAAGAACGCCAUGAAAAAAGUAGGAAGCUCAAAGAGAAGGCAGAUUUGUUCAGGCAGUUGCUUGAAGAAAGUGACUUGAAUGUGAAGUCUUCAUUUCACCAUUUUGCUGUGAGACACUCAAUGGAUAAUCGCUUCAGAUCGAUUGACAAGAUGCAGGACAGAGAAGCUAUGUUUCUAGAAUACAUCCAAGAGCUUGUCAAGCGGGAAAAACAAGAGAAUGCUUUAAUUAAAGAGAAGGUGAGGAAUGAUUUCAUGAAUAUGUUGAGUGAGAUACCUGAAAUCAGUCGCAGAACGCCUUGGAGGGAUGUCAAAUAUAAGGUGAUUUCAGAUCCACGCUAUGAGGCUGCAGUCACUGAUUUUCGCCGAAAGAAUUGGUUCGAGGAGUAUGUGAAGUCUAAAACUGAUCUUACAUCUAACGAGACAAAGAAAAAUGAAGAACACAGCAAAAGAUCGCAUUCAUCCUCAGUAAGGGAGAAAGAAGAAAGGGAAGGCCGUAGAGAGUCAGCUCUUGAGGACUUCAAAAAGUUUCUUGAUGAGAAAGUAACAGAUACUGAAGAUUCGUUUACUGAUUUCAAAUCAAAAUUUGAAACGAAUGCCAGAGGGACAGCGGACCUGUCUCUUGCAGAAAAGUUGAAGGUCUAUAGCAGUCAUAUUGAUGGAAUUUACAAAAAGAAUAGAGAAAUCUUGUGGUCAAUUUUAGAUGGAAUUGAUCUUUCAUUGACAACUGUAUGGGACACAGUCAAAGCACAAGUUGAAGCGGACCCAAGAUUUGUCAGUUAUACUGAUAAUGAAAAGAAACGUGACAGGGAUUAUGCCAUGUUUAUGCACAAGAAGUUUUUGAAGGCCAAGAAAGAAUUUCGAGAACUGCUAAUGGAGACAAAAAACAUUACACAUGAAGCCAAAGCAAUGCUGGAGAAAGGAAGCAUUACCAUGAAAACUAUUGAAGCUUUUCUUCAGAAAGACCAGAGGUAUACCACUCUUGACUGUGUGAGUGAACAAAGAGAACAGAUGAUUCGUGCCUACAUCAAUGAAUUGAGUGAGAAAACGCAGCCAUCUCUUACAUGA
Candidula unifasciata is the source of this 1770-nucleotide messenger RNA. The record is from the annotation of a GenBank genome assembly. Lineage: Eukaryota; Metazoa; Mollusca; Gastropoda; Stylommatophora; Geomitridae.